AUGCCCGGCCGGCCGCGAGUGGUCCGGCUGGAGCCCGAUGCGGAGCCGUCGGAGCCCGCGCGCGCGCCGCAGCGGCGCAAGUCCUUCAGCUACGUGCGCAAGCUGGAGAUCGUGGCCCACUACGAGGCGCACAAGAGUCUGGACGAGACGGUGGCGCGCUUCUUCCCGGACGUGCAGAACUACGUGCCCACGCGCUUCGAUGACGCGCCAGGCCGCACCAUAGCGAAGAGGGAGGUGCGCUUCACAAACAUGCCCAUCACAGCCGACGUGGUGGUGGACGAGAGUAACGAGAGGGGCAACAGCGCCGUGAAGAAGACCAGCGUAGGGCCUGUAGCGGGGGAAGGCACGGGUAAGCAAAAACGAUAUGGUUUGAACAAGGACGACGUGCUUCUCUACGAGCGCGAAAACAUCAUCAUGACAGAUGCGUUCUUAGCAGCUCGUAGCCCGCGCGCAAAGCGAGUUAGUGUUCGCUCCGAUGACUACGACUACAACUUUGUGAUCCCCAAGAAUCUGGUCAUUAAAUUGGACGCUGUUGUUAAGGCAGAGAAAGCGAAGCGACGCACGCCCGCUUCGUUUGGUGGCAAUGCAGAAGACGAGUAUCCGGUCGGUACUGUCGAAGAGAUCGUCGCUUUCUUCCCAGGGGGGUUACCAAGGUUUGCGAGUGGAGCCGUCUACAAUAUGAAGUCGUUCUACAACGUCCGCAAAUUGAGUGAAGCGUGGUUGUUGGACAUGACGUGGGUUUCGACGACUAAGUGGGACAAAGUAUCCGCGUCACCAGAGCUCUUUGGCGAAGAGUGCAUUGUCCUGAAACCGGUGUGA
Molecule: messenger RNA, 819 nt
Organism: Phytophthora sojae
Lineage: Eukaryota; Oomycota; Peronosporomycetes; Peronosporales; Peronosporaceae
Exons: 5
Coding region: 1-819 (272 amino acids)
Source: RefSeq, a predicted model, not a curated record